This is a messenger RNA of Cuscuta europaea, 3171 nucleotides long. Lineage: Eukaryota; Viridiplantae; Streptophyta; Magnoliopsida; Solanales; Convolvulaceae. The record is from the annotation of a GenBank genome assembly.
GUUUUCCAGUGUUUCGGUAAACCACCCAAGUUAAUAUAUCGAUGCAAAAUGCACACGUCUUUGAUCUUUCCCCUGGUCUCAAACUGGAGACAGUGGUGAAGCAAUCGGAGCGCCGGGAGCGGGGGAAUCCAUGGAUGGGACUAGCAGCAAUUCUAGCACGAAGUCCUCAACACUCCGCUGGCAAAUCCUUCGCCGCGCGCUUCUUCGUCGUCCUGCAUCCGGCCCAGGUUCAUUCAAUCAUAUAGACAGACUUGUAUGUACCCUAUCUCGCGUAUCAUCCAUAAUAUGUGCUGUGCGUAACAGAGUUCUUCACAGAUAACCAAUCCGACAUGGCCAUUGAACAAAUAUCAAGAAAGGCGACUCGUGGUUUCAAUUUGAUACCCUGCAGUUUAGUGGAAAAUUGUUCACAAGAAAUUUCUGAUUCUCUCUUACGAAAAGACGCAUUGCGCAGCUCUGCUCUUCUCUGUUACACAUUGCCCCUUCCCAAAUCUCCCCAACUUACUCUGCAGUAAGUCUGCAAGUCAAAUUCUGACGUUUGAGUCGUUGUUCAUAGCUAUUGGCUUAUUGCCUUGUUAGGCUUCAUGUUCACAUCUUUGUUAUAUUGGUUCUCUAUUGUCCAAUUUUCACUUGUACGUAUUUUAACUUGGGAGUUCGGACUUCUUCUUCAAGGUCUGUUUAUGAUUUGAUAAAUUAGAGUACUAGUUCUGUAAAUUGAAAUGAGCCAUGUUUGUAAUUCUAAAAAUAGUACGGAGUAUUAAAAACAUUUUAUUUUCCUUUUGGCAUGGAGGGAUUUUGGACUUUGGAGUGCAUUGUACUAGUAAAGGAACACUAAAAAGUUACAAAGGACUCGGUGUUACUUGUACUUUGUCUCUUUUGUAUUCUUAAAGAGGUUGUAUGCUUUCCCUUUAUUCAAUUCAUUCUAAUAUGAAUUGGAAGCCUCAAAUAUUCAAACUAUAAGUUCAUUAGCCAUAAAUGGGCACUUGAGAACCACUCUGUUUAUCUAUUUUUGGAAAUGAGCUCCCUCAUAAAUCUGACGUGAGAUGUGGGGGUAUUUCCAAACAUCUAUGCCCUCUUUGUGUUUGAAAAUGUACAAACUUUGACGAAUGAUUAUAUACUUUACUGUUUCUGCUUAUGACUUGCAUAAAAAGCAUCAUUUUUUAGUGUUCGAAAUUGAAUUGAAGGUGUGGAUCUGUUUUUUCCGUAUAUGUUCAGUAGUUCUUGUUUAGCAAUGCUAGUUUCUGACUUUUGGAUUCGCGAUGCAGCCAGAGAGUGAAUGGUAUUGUGGAUCUCAGUGACUUUGAGGUUUGUAAUAGAUGUAAUAUUGACAACACCGGGCUUGUUUGUAAGUGUGUUACUUUUAUAACCCGAAAAUCAAUAAUUUCUCUGACAAAUGCAAACAUUUUAAUUUUACUUCAUGAAUAGUAUUCUUCUUUGACAUGUCACUUUAUUGAACAAUAAAUAAAAAGUAAAGUAAGAAACGUUUUGGGACAUUAGGACUUGCUAUUCUCUGAUACAUGGAACAGCUAAUUAUAUUCAGUAAUAGAUUUUCCAGUUCUGGACAAAAGCAAUGCAGUUGAGUGUUGCUUUAAAGUGGAAGAGUGCCAAGUGGAGCCGUGCUGUCUCACAUAAACCAUCACUUUACCAAAAUAGGGAUCAAGUCCUCUCUCAGCACCAAAAGAGAUUCAAAACAAUAUACUACGUAUUAUUUUUCAAAAAGAGAGUCCAGAUUGAUCAUCUGAAACUAAUUUUUCAUAUUUUUUUCUAAAAAUGAAUUAUGAAGUGUACUACUAAUAUGCUUCUGAACCGUACCAUUCAAUUCACAAUCAGAGAAGUGAUACAAAGAUUCACUGUAUGUACAGAAGUAAUGAAGCCUUUGGCAGCCACGUAUUUUUAUCCAAAGACGCACCAAAUAGGUUUAUUUUUUAUUUGGAAUUUUGUGGUAAGUCUGCCAAGGAACUUUUCUUUAUUUAGAGAGCUUGCAAGGAGGGGGGGGGAUCUAUAUUGAGUUUCUUAGGAACAGCAACCUCACUUCUCAUGGUCACUUCAGAUUAAUAAACUAAAGACUUGGACAGGGUUGACUCUCAACUCUAGUGCAUAGAUGAAACACAAGUGUUCAUGUCAUGCAAUUUCAAUUUUUUUUGUUUUUUAGGUACCAGUUUCAAUGUUUCAUAUCUUUUUUCUUUAAAAAACAAGUGUAUGGGAUACUAGUACCAAAGAGUGGUCAUAUUGAUGAUAUAUUUACCUAUUGUUGGAUAGGUCAAUGGCCGUCUGAGGAUGUCCUUGCCUACUACUGCUUGUUACAUGCUGACAUGUUCAGGUUCUUAAACCGCUGAACAUCAUGUUAUGAUUCACAUUUUCAAACAUUUAUCAUUGUAAAUUUUACUCCGCCAGUGUUUGCACUCGUCACCACUUUUAGGGAUAAAAGAGUCAUUGAAGUUGGAGCAGGAUAUGGCAUAGCUGGCUUGGUUGUUGCGGUAGCCACAGAUGCACUAGAAGUGGCAAUCACUGAUGGGAAUCCUCAAGUUGUUGAUUAUAUACAGCGUAAUGUAAGCACCAAUUCAGGCAUGUUUGGCGGUACAGCGGUUAAGUCAAUGAUUCUACAUUGGGGUCAGGAAAAUGUACCGGAUAUCUCCAAUACCUUUGAUUUCAUUAUUGCAAGUGACUGCACUUUCUUUAAGGAAUUCCAUGAAGCUCUGGCUGAAACCAUAAAAUCAUUGCUAAAGAAAGACAGUCCCUCAGAAGCUCUACUUUUUUGCCCGAAAAGAGGUGAUUCAUUGGACAAGUUUCUCGGGAAAGUUAUAGGCAGUGGAUUGAAUUUCACCAUAGAAAACAAUUAUGACGCUGAAAUUUGGAGGCGUCACCAGAGAUUCCUAUAUGGUGAUGAAUCCUGGCCGAAUUAUGAGAUGGAUCACUGCUAUCCUUUGCUGCUUAGAAUAAGAUGGUGAAAGGUCCAACUCAUGGAGGGAGGAAAUCGGGUAGAUUUUUUUUAUUCCUCACAUUUUCAUUCUUAAUACUAAUUCGCUCAUAAUUGAGCAAGCUUUGUAUUUUUAAAAGGAUCAAACAAGUCUUAUUUUGAGAAUAAAACAAGCUUUGUAUUCUUAAUACUCAUAGUUGUGCACUUUGUCUAUAUUUGAGUUAUAUUUGAAGCAAUUUCUUAAAAAAAGUAGUAUC